CCCUCUCUGGAGUCUGAGUGCUCCUUCUACCAGCCAUGAGGACUCUCUGCUCUCUGCUGCUGAUAUGCUGCCUCCUUUUGGCAUAUACCACCCCAGCUGUUGGAAAUCUAAAAAGUAUUGGAUUCGAACCAGAAUUAGAUCACUGUCACAACAAUGGAGGGUACUGUGUCAGAGCCAUUUGUCCUCCUUCUGCCAGGCGUCCGGGGAGCUGUUUCCCAGAGAAGGUCCCCUGUUGCAAGUACAUGAAAUGAUUGGAAAGAAGCACAUGGAAGUCCAGUGACAGAUGUAUAACUGAUGUUUCAAUAAA
Molecule: messenger RNA, 307 nt
Organism: Mus pahari (shrew mouse)
Lineage: Eukaryota; Metazoa; Chordata; Mammalia; Rodentia; Muridae
Product: beta-defensin 2
Exons: 2
Coding region: 36-251 (71 amino acids)
Biological process (GO): defense response to Gram-positive bacterium; defense response to Gram-negative bacterium; innate immune response in mucosa
Cellular component (GO): extracellular region
Molecular function (GO): CCR6 chemokine receptor binding
Source: RefSeq, a predicted model, not a curated record